UACAAACAAAUGCUCUGAUCCUCUGGUGCAUUGAGGUUUCGUAGUCCGAGUCGACUGACAGCCACCACUCACACACACGACUACACUCAAGGCAAAUCGAGCCUCUUAUCUCUCUGCCUCAUCUCAUCUCAUCCACACACAUACACACACCGAUGACCGCCGCACACACACAUACACACAGUAAUACAUCAAUCGUCGCUGACUUCACUGCACCAAAUGAGUUCAUUGCCGGCAAAUCGCUCCCAACCGGACAGUCAGCCAUUCAUUUUGUUACACUUCCACCUCUGGCGUGAGCGGCACCUUGUCAGUCCGCUGGGCUGCAGCCAACCACACACAAUACAGCACAGACAUUACAGCUGCGGUAUUGUGUGUGGCUGUGCUGUGUGUUGCACCGUGUAUAUGCUGCCUGGCCUGGAUGGCUCACUCACUCACUGCCUCACCGAGCUGCAGGUGUGCGUAUUCGGGCGGCACUUCCGACUCGGAGCUGUAGAAGAUGUAGCUGAGGGUGAUGUUCUCGACCACGUCAAGCCGAGGGUCCUCCAUGAUCUCGGGGUCGAUGAAGAAAAACACCGGCAUGUCGAUCUCCUCACCUGGUCCCACACACAUCUCUCUCUCUCUCUCUCUCUGUGUGUGUGUGUGUGUGUUUGUGUGUGUGUGUGUGUGGUUUGGGUACCGUACCUGGGUUGAGCAGCUGUUCCUCAAAGCAGAAGCACUGGAUUUUGUUGAAGUAGAUGCCAAUCUCGGGCGGCAUGCAGCUAUACAGCGACAUGCCUACACACACACACACACACACACCGGCCAUCCAUCCAUCCAUCCAGCUCCCUCCCUCCCUCCCUCCCUCCCCCCCUGUCUGUCUGUUGCUCUCGUACCGACCGAUGAGUGGUUCGUUGGUGAGGUUUUUGGCCUUGAAGAAUGCCAGGGCCGUCUCGCCCGGCGUGACGACAAUCCGCUUCUGGCAGGGUUUGAACUCCCACGGGAAAUCGCCGCCCAGCGUCGCCACAAAGUCCACAGUCAGCAGCUUCUUGGACGCCUUGGCUGGUGGGUGGGGGGACCAUACACACACACACGCACACACACGCGCACACGCACACAUACAUAAGCUGCCUGCCUGCCUGCCUGCCUUCCGCAUCGAUGUGUGUGCGCGUGUGUGGUUACACACAUGUUGGGUUUGGCGGCGGUGCGUAAUCCUUGUGGACUUGUGUGGUGCCGUCGUAGCCGGUGGUCUGGCAGAAUAGGUCGUAGAGGGGCGUGAAGGCCAUAGUCAUCCCCGCCGAGGACAGCAUGAUCGUCACCAACACAAAGGGCACCGGCGUGUUGUGCUUGCGCUUGAACAGCCUCAACCGCUUGAUACGCUGCAUCAGCCGCUCCCCGCCGUCACGCUCACGCAGAAGCGGAGACGAUGCCGAGUAUGGCGACUGCAGCAGCGGACGGCUGGCCGUCACAAACGAGCGGUAAGAGGCCGGCAUCGGUCCAGAGGGGGAGGAGAUCAGCACUCGAGUGAAGGUGGCAAGGGAGGACGGGGCGGCCGAGCGAGAGCCCCUGGGGUGGAAACACGGCCAUUGCGCCUGCUGCUGUCGUCGGCAGAGCCCUCUCGAGGCCGUCAUCAUCGAGCCGCAUGAGUUGAGAACGACAGAGCCGACAGACCGGCCUCGUAACGCCGCUGUGGGUGCCGAUGGGGUGGCGUGUGCCGCCUGCCGUCCCGCUGAGGCGCUUCGCGCCAGCGAGGCAGACAAACCACCGCCGAGUUGCAUUCUUCGGUUCUCUGGUUGACGGGAUCUGCCGUCAGCUACGUCAUGAUGUCAGCUGAGUGCCGUGUGGCGGUCCCGUUUUCCUUUUUGUUUCG
This is a messenger RNA of Vitrella brassicaformis, 1843 nucleotides long. NCBI's taxonomy places the organism in Eukaryota, Vitrellaceae. The record is from the annotation of a GenBank genome assembly.